Momordica charantia (bitter melon) is the source of this 1822-nucleotide messenger RNA. RefSeq names its product Phosphatidic acid phosphatase (PAP2) family protein (gene SPP1). Gene Ontology annotation, cellular component: endoplasmic reticulum membrane. NCBI's taxonomy places the organism in Eukaryota, Viridiplantae, Streptophyta, Magnoliopsida, Cucurbitales, Cucurbitaceae. The record is from RefSeq and is a predicted model, not a curated record. Gene Ontology annotation, molecular function: sphingosine-1-phosphate phosphatase activity.
GAGUUCAAACCGAUCAUCUAUUUUAAGAAUUAAUUAAUUGCUCAAGCGGUAAUAUCAAUCCAUUGACCCAAAGCAUUUAUCAAUUCUUUCCCUUUCAUGGAACAUAGCUUUCAUGUGGUGGCAUCAAGAGGUAGCAUUCAAAAUCCCAACGAAACCCCACGCCAUGGGAGAAACAGUUGAAACACUCGCCCCAUUUCCCCCUUUUUCAAAAAUCCAAUCUCCUCCUCUCACGAACUCAGAUGGGCGAAUCAAAAUUCGACCCUAUUCCCUCAGAUGUAACGAAUUAACCCCACAGAUGCUCUUCAGGACCCACUGAUUCCUCCAAUCCUCUGUUUCUUCUGCGUCUUCGUCUUGUUUUCUCCCUCCUCUCACGUUUUUCUUCGAUCCCUCUUUUUCUGGAGGGAAGAAGAAGAAGAAAAAAGGAGAAAUGGAAAGCGUGGCGGCGUGGCAAGCGGUGGCUUUAUCUGGGUUCCUCUCGUGGAUUGGUUUAGCCUCCUACAUUAACAUUACCCAGAAGCUCAGAUCCUUGCUUCAGCCUUGGGCGGCUCGACAUGUCGUCAAUGGCGCUCCUCUCGUCCUCCGAAUCCAGAAAUAUCAGAAUUGGUUCUUGGAUGCGCUGUUUUCUGGGUUGUCUUGCAUUGUUUCUGUGCCCUUCUACACUGCUUUUCUUCCUCUGCUAUUUUGGAGUGGGCAUGGAAAAUUGGCUCGGCAGAUGACCCUUUUGAUGGCUUUCUGUGAUUACUUAGGGAAUUGCAUUAAGGAUGUAGUAUCAGCUCCUAGACCCAGUUGCCCACCUGUUAGGAGAAUAACUGCCACGAAAGAUGAGGAAGAAAAUGCCAUGGAAUAUGGAUUGCCCUCUUCUCACACGUUAAAUACAGCCUGUUUAUCUGGAUUCCUCUUGUAUUAUAUCCUAUCUUAUGCUCCAAAUGUAAAUCCCGCCUAUGAAUUUGCGGGAUUUGCCCUUGUUUGUUUGCUUGUAGGCCUCAUUGGCUUGGGAAGACUAUACCUGGGCAUGCAUAGCCCAAUUGACGUCAUUUGUGGUCUUGUUUUGGGCUUGAUGAUUCUCUUAUUUUGGUUGAAUGUCCAUGAAUACGUGGACAGCUUCAUUACCACUGGCCAAAACGUUACAUAUUUCUGGGGUGCCCUAAGCAUUCUGUUACUCUUUGCUUAUCCUACUCCUGAGUUUGCUACUCCAAGCUUUGAAUACCACACAGCUUUCGAUGGCGUUGCACUUGGAAUUGUAGCAGGAGUACAGCAAACAUACCAUCAGUUUCACCACGAAGACGUUGCACGUAUAUUUACUGCACAACUCCCCUUUCCCACGUUUCUUGGGCGGAUGCUCGUCGGUUUACCUACUAUAUUAACCGUGAAGUUCUGUAGCAAAGCUCUUGCUAAAUGGAUCCUCCCCAUUGUUUCAAACACCUUGGGCAUGCCCAUUAGAUCAACCAGCUAUAUUCCACUGUUAAAUUCAUCUUCAACAGGUAAGGUGGAUGGGACCAAACAACAUGGUCAUCUCUAUAAGCUGUUCUUCUUCCCAAGCCAGGGCUCGUUUGACAUCGACACGGGCAUUAGGUUCCUUCAAUAUGCAGGCCUUGCGUGGUCUGUGGUUGAUCUUGUUCCCUCAAUUUUCUCUUAUCUGAACUUGUGAUAUGUUAACCCAAAGACAGAUCGGUUCAAUUUUUACCUAAUUGAAUCCUGAGUUCUCUCCAUAUAUUUCAUUGUACUUAGCAAAUGUGGUUCAAGAGCUCAUGAAAUUAUUCUGUAAAAUGAGAUGUGGUAGUUUUGUUCAGCGACUAUAUAUGAGAAAUAUAGCUUUGAAAAA